AUGAGCUGGGUGUUCUUACGUGAUCUGCUGAGUGGAGUGAAUAAAUACUCAACAGGAAUUGGAAGAAUUUGGGUAGCUGUUGUGUUCCUGUUCCGCUUACUGCUUUAUGUUGCUGCCGCAGAAAACAUCUGGAAACAUGAACAUGAUGAAUUUGAGUGCAAUAUCAAGCAGCCUGGUUGUGAAAAUGUCUGCUUUGACCAUUUCUUCCCUGUCUCUCACAUCAGAUUUUGGGCUUUGCAAUUAAUCAUGGUCUCCACCCCUUCACUCUUGGUUGUCUUUCAUGUUGCUUACAGAGAGAACAGAGAGAAACACCACAACCAGAAACUUUACAAAAAUCCAGGAAAGAUAGAUGGUGGAUUGCUGUGCACUUACCUAAUCAGCCUCAUUUUAAAAAUAGGACUUGAAAUAUUUUUUCUUGUUCUGUUCUAUAAAUUGUACAACGGAUUCAAAAUACCACAUCUUGCGAAAUGUGACAUAAAACCAUGUCCCAAUACUGUAGACUGUUAUAUUCCCAAACCCACAGAGAAAAUGAUUUUCCUCUAUUUUCUGGUGGCAACUUCAUGCCUGUGCAUUGUAUUAAAUCUAAGUGAACUGAGUUAUCUGAUGUUCAAAUACUCCAUAAAAUGUUAUCUGAAGAGACACGUGAAGAAGCAGCAAGGCUCAAAAAGCAAUUGCUGCGAAUCAGAACUCAUCAGGCACAACAGAGCAGCAGCUGCAGGGCGACUCCACAACAGCUCAUCAUCCUUGCCUCUGAAUAUGCAAGAUGAACAUGAAAAACAUUCCCCGCUGACUUGAAAGAAGGCUGGAGACCACCCUCCCAUUACACAAGCUGUUUUUGACAAAUUGCUUUUCCAAUCAGUGCUUUGCAGAACUAUCCUUUGAAAGGACAGUUACAUAGGAAAUGCUGUUUCUCUGUUAGUUCCCCAUUACUUGAGAUGAUAAAUUCGGUUACAUUAUGUAUGUCGUACAUAGAAUCGCUGAGAGCUUUUCAUGUUGAAAAAAGAAAUGUAGAAGUUCUGAGAAUUCCAUGAAGCUUUAAUAUAAACACAGAUGCUUAUGAUAAAUCAUGCUGAAACAAUUGCUCAAACAGUUGUGUACUGAAUAUUACACAGAAUUGCUUUGGUACAAGAAAAAAUAGG
This is a messenger RNA of Melospiza melodia melodia, 1139 nucleotides long. It is a transcript of the gene GJB7, whose product is annotated as gap junction protein beta 7. Gene Ontology annotation, cellular component: connexin complex. Gene Ontology annotation, molecular function: gap junction channel activity. NCBI's taxonomy places the organism in Eukaryota, Metazoa, Chordata, Aves, Passeriformes, Passerellidae. The record is from RefSeq and is a predicted model, not a curated record. The transcript has a single exon. Gene Ontology annotation, biological process: cell-cell signaling. Bases 1 to 795 code for a protein of 264 amino acids.